CAGUGUUCCAAAAGAGCGAUCCACCAAUAAAGAAGAAAAAGAAGAUAUGGCCGCGUCCUGUGCCGCAUUAUGAAGAUGUCACUGCAACGUCAACGACUAAUCUAUUGUAAAUAGGAGAAAUUACAUCAAGAGCAGUUCAGUAUAUCACUUUGAGAGUCAUCGCACAUGUUAAUAAGAAGAUUGCGCUUUCCAAAAACUCUCUUCACCUGCUCCAUUGCCUCUGAUGUUCGCAUUCAACAUUAUGAUGUCAUUGUGGUGGGUGGUGGUCAUGCCGGGACCGAAGCAGUGGCCGCUGCCAGCAGAGUUGGAGCAAAGACAGUUCUCAUCACACAGAAAAUCCAAACUAUCGGGGUACUCUCAUGUAACCCAUCGCUGGGGGGUGUCGGCAAAGGUCAUCUGGUGAAGGAGAUUGAUGCCCUGGAUGGUGUGAUGGGACGGGCAGGAGACUGGGCUGGAAUUCAUUUCUCCAUUCUCAACCGCAGUAAGGGUCCUGCAGUGUGGGGCCCCAGAGCCCAGCUGGACCGGCAACGUUAUAAAGACUUCGUACAGUCAGAGCUUUUAUCUACACCGAGAGUGACCAUCCUAGAGGGCUCUGUCCAGGACCUUUUAAUAACUCUUGCUGACCCAGAGAAACCAGGAAAACAUAAAGUUUAUGGAAUACGCUUGGCUCAUGGAGGUGAAAUCCAUUCCCGCUCUGUGGUUCUGACCACAGGCACCUUUCUGUCUGGUGCCCUCUUCAUGGGCCAAAACACUUCUCCAGGGGGCCGCAUGGGUGAUCCACCUUCCUGUGCUGGUCUAUCUAAUACCUUAAAAGAAGUUUUGGGGUUAAGGAUUGGCCGUCUGAGGACUGGUACUCCUCCUCGUAUCAUCAAGAAUACGAUUGACUUCUCCCUCACUGAUAUUCGUUUGCCUGACUCAAGUCCCACUCCAUUCAGCUUCAUUAAUACAAGCACACAUUGUAAGCCCGAAGAGCAGCUUCCAUGUUAUUUGACGUACACCACUCCUGGGGUAGAGAAAGUGGUGAAAGAUAGCAGCCACCUCAACUCGCACAUACAGCAAGACACUAAAGGACCCAGGUACUGCCCAUCCAUUGAGUCAAAGGUGCUGCGGUUUCCAGGACGACAACAUCAGGUGUGGCUGGAACCAGAGGGUCUGACCUCUGACCUCAUGUACCCUCAGGGUUUGUCUAUGACAAUGUCUCCUGAGAAGCAGCUCUGCCUCAUCAGAGAGAUCCCCGGGCUGCAGCGGGCAAAAAUUCAUACUCCAGGUUAUGGGGUGCAAUAUGACUUUGUCUGUCCAACACAACUCUUUCCCUGGCUGGAAGUAAAGAUUACUCAAGGUCUCUUCCUGGCUGGGCAGAUAAAUGGGACCACAGGCUAUGAGGAGGCGGCUGCACAGGGUUUGUGGGCUGGGAUUAAUGCAGGUCGAACAUCUCUCUCCAUGCCCCCGCUCUCCCUCUCACGCACUCAGAGCUACAUCGGAGUUCUAAUUGAUGAUUUGGUUGGUCGUGGAGUGACAGAGCCUUACCGUAUGUUCACAAGUAGGGCUGAGUUCCGAACUUCCCUCAGACCAGAUAACGCUGACCUGCGACUCACUCUCAGAGGUUUUGAGGAGGUCGGCUGUGUGUCAGAGCAGCGCUAUAAUGAAACUCUUCGGGUUCAGGCAGGUUUCAAUGAGGCACUAUCUGCCCUGCAGUCCAUCUCCCUCUCUGCUGCUCGCUGGAGGGACAAACUAGGAGAUGUCAACAUCAGUGAGACUAAGAGCUCCAUUCUUAAUGGAGUGGAGGUGCUGCAGUAUAAAGAUGUUUCCUUCCAGAUGUUAGCCUCUAUCUUCCCCGAACUCUUUGGCUUAUACUUACAAUUUUCAGAGAGACUGAAAGUUGAAGCUCUUUACCGUCCACACUGUGAUAAGCAGAGGAGAGAGAUGGAGCGAAUGCAAGUGGAAGAGAGUCUGUCUUUGCCACAGGACAUUGACUAUCUGACUCUUCCCGUGUCUCUCUCUCAAGAGGUCCGAGAGAUUCUUGAUGCCAUGCGACCGAGCACAUUGGGAGCCGCCACUCGUCUUCCAGGUAUCACCCCAGCAGCCAUAGUUCAUCUGUUCAACUAUGUGCACAGAAACAAACACAGGACCAAUGGUAAAACUGGAGUCUAACAAGAAUGAUCAAAAUUGCGUAUCAUGCAAAG
Labeo rohita (rohu) is the source of this 2183-nucleotide messenger RNA. It is a transcript of the gene mto1, whose product is annotated as mitochondrial tRNA translation optimization 1. Gene Ontology annotation, cellular component: cytosol. Gene Ontology annotation, molecular function: flavin adenine dinucleotide binding. Gene Ontology annotation, biological process: tRNA methylation; tRNA wobble uridine modification. Lineage: Eukaryota; Metazoa; Chordata; Actinopteri; Cypriniformes; Cyprinidae. The record is from RefSeq and is a predicted model, not a curated record.